Chelmon rostratus (copperband butterflyfish) is the source of this 4233-nucleotide messenger RNA. It is a transcript of the gene ahi1, whose product is annotated as Abelson helper integration site 1. The record is from RefSeq and is a predicted model, not a curated record. Gene Ontology annotation, cellular component: ciliary basal body. The coding region runs from base 149 to 3805 and encodes 1218 amino acids. Gene Ontology annotation, biological process: motile cilium assembly. The transcript has 27 exons. Gene Ontology annotation, molecular function: protein binding. Lineage: Eukaryota; Metazoa; Chordata; Actinopteri; Chaetodontiformes; Chaetodontidae.
CAGAUAUCACAUAAAAUACGUUGCGGUUUUGUUCCAGUGUUUUCAUCCAAAUUGCCAAACUUGCGUGAAACACUUAACGGAUGGCAACCUUCCUCCCUGGAUCACUCUCCCUUUGCACUCAGAAUGAGAGACAUUACGGUGCCUGAGAAUGCCAGCAGGUGAGAGUGAAGAUCGGGCAAAGACCCGGGAAAGAUUCAACGAAGUGUUCAAGAAAUACACUGAAUCAGAGAAGAAAAAGACGAAGAAGAAAAACACUGAGACGCAGGAGACCAUUGUGCUUCAGAAUCUAAAAAAGAAUCUCAACCUUGAGAAGGACACGGAAGAUGAUGAGACCAUCCUCCAGAACACAUAUCAGCCCGAACAGGGCAGCCCUCGCUACACCAAGAAUAAGCGAAGAGAGAGGGAAACGGUGGAAAAGGCUAAUAUCAACAACAGCAGAAACCAAGAGGAGAGUCAGACUUCCAAAAUCAAGAGGAAAAGUAAGAGGGAGCUUCCCUCCCUCCCUGUGCCUGAGGACACCUCAAGUUACAUCCAGGAGGAUGCUGAUGCUUCCAAGUCUGAGAUAGCUUUGGAGCCGGAUGAUGGAGGUGGUGAAAAGGAACCAAAGCGAAAAAGUAAGAAGGGGAAAAGCAGAGGAGCUACAGAGGCCAAGGCAGAGAGUGAGGUGGAGGACAAAGAGGACAAGCUGCUGCAUGAAUACCAGCAGCAGAUUGCACGGGAGGAGGAGAGGACUUUAAAGAAGACAAGAGUCAAGACUGAGGACGAGAGUGUUGUCUCCCAAAAUGUUUCACUGAAUAAUGAUGUUGGAAAGAAGAAAAAGAAAAAGCUGAAAUCUGUACAGUCGGAAGUAGGAGAUAAAGAUGAAGAUGCUGACCAGGAUGCUGAUGUGGAAAAUGAAACAGAAACCAAGGGAAAGAAGAAAAAGAAGAAGAAAAAACACGUUGUCCAAGAAGAGGGUGAAACUGAGGCAGAAGUACCACAGCAACCGACAUUUGACGAUAGCCUCGUGCUGGGAGUGUACAUCCACAGAACAGAUCGCCUGAAGAACAACCUGCUGAUCUCACACCCCAUGGUGAAGAUCCAUGUUGUGGAUGAAAUCACUGGACAGUAUGUGAAGAAAGAGGACUGCCAUCGUCCAGUGUCCUCAUUUUAUGAGCAAGAGAACGUUGACCACAUUCUCCCCAUCAUGACUCAACCUUUUGACUUCAAGAAGAACAAGUCAAUCAUCCCUGAGUGGCAGGAACAGAUCAUCUUCAAUGAGCGCUUUGGUUACUUUGUUCAACAAAAUGAUGAAGGCCCUGAAGUUUUACUCUUCUUUGAAAUCCUGGACUUCAUAACCAUGGAAGAAGCAAGAGCAAACGUUGAUGUUAACAAGCAUGAGGGCGGAUUCAGAAAGAUUGCGUGGGCAUUCCUCAAGCUUGUCGGUACGAAUGGUGUGCUGAACAUCGACAGUAAGCUUCGCCUCCAGCUCUUCUGUCCUCCACCUCGGGCAAAGAGACAGCCUAAAGCAAUCGAGGUGGUCGAGUGGUGGAGGAAGUACCCCCGAAACAAAUACGCAUCCACCCUUUAUGUUACGGUGAAAGGCAUUAAACUUCCUGAGCAUGUGGACCCCAGUAUUCGGUCUAUGAUGGCGCUGCAGGAGGAGAGGGGCAGCACCUCCUACAGCGAACUACAGAAUGAGGUCACUAAGAGAAGCCUGACACAGCCACUGGACAGCAAGCCGCCAGCCUUGAGAUGGAGCAGGCUGCCUGGACAGGUCUGUCGGAUUCCUAACAAGCCCAUGCUGUCAUUCCGUGGUGGUCAGAUGGGCUGUUUCACAGUGCUCUUCUCUCAUGCUGGGACAAUACUGGCUGCUGCAUGUGCUGACAGAGAUGCGUUCCCUGUUGUAGUGUAUGAGAUUCCCUCUGGCAAGGUUUUGGCAGCCUUCAGUGGACACCUGAAAAUAGUGUAUGAUCUCUGCUGGUCCAGAGACGAUCGGAGCCUUUUGUCUGCCUCCUCUGAUGGAACUGUCAGAGAGUGGAACGUGGAGAGGCUACUGGGAACGGCCCAGAAGGUACUCCCUCAUCCAUCCUUUGUGUACUGUGCUCAGUACCAUCCCACAGCCCAGAACCUGGUGGUGACGGGGGGCUACGACUCUCUGGUACGGGUGUGGAGGCUUGAUGUCGAGGAUGUGAACGGUCAGCUGCUGCAGGAGUUUGAGGGUCACAGCAGUUUCAUCAACACAGUUUGUUUUGACUCUGAAGGAAGGAGAAUGUUCUCUGCAGACAAUACAGGCCUCAUCAUUGUGUGGAAAACUUCUGUCAGUGACAGCAAGCAGCGCCCGCCAUGUCAUCGCUGGUGUGUAGAAAAGAAAAUUAAUGAAAGUGACCUCAACGGUAUCCCCAUCAACAUGCUGCAGCUCCAUCCAAACGGGCGGUGCCUGCUCAUCCAUGCCAAAGACAGCGUCCUGAGGAUGAUGGACUUGAGAAUCCUGGCUGUGAAGAAAUACACUGGAGCCACAAACUACAGAGAGAGGAUCUACAGCACUUUCACGCCAUGUGGGAACUUCGUCUUCUCCGGUAGCGAGGAUGGGAUGGCGUAUGUCUGGAAUACCGACACAGGUGACCAAGUUGCAGUCUACUCCGAGCUCUGUUACCCCACCGCUCUCCACGGCGUGGCAUUCCACCCUCAUGAAAACAUGGUUGCUUUCUGUGCCUUCGGUCAGAGUCAGCCUGUGCAUGUGUACCUGUACGAUCGCAAAGUGUCCCAGCUGGAGGUGCACAACAUGAAAGCAGCGUCAGCCACGAGCAGAUCAGCUUCUGCAGACACCAAAACCAUCAGACACACUCCUGACCCCCCAGCGUUACAGGACACAUCUACUGCUUCAGCCAUAGACCAGUUUGCUCAAGCAACAAGACUCGCAUUGAAAAUGCAGUGUGUGAAGGAGCAACUGGACUCCGUACUUGAACCACAUCAGAGGUCUUCAACGUCUGGAUACAUUUAUGAGCAUGAUAAAAUGGGGGCUUCUCACACAGGGAGGAGUUUGACAUCAGAUUCUGGCACAACAGGAUUAAAUGCUCCGUUACCACCUCCGUCUCUCCUGUCGCCGCACUCCAAGCUGCAGCUGUCUGGUUCCCUGGCGGAGCAGCUUAUCCCCCAGGCAGCUCUGAGCACCCAAAACCGCGGGUUCAGUCCAGUCGGUCGGCGGGUAAAAGGAGCUUCAUCUUUCAGGCUGCAGUCGACCCUUCCUGACCACAUUUCCUCAGGUAUCAAUGUGGAAACAGACUCUGCUCCCGUGCAGCAAGUAGUCGUCUCGCUCUACGACUACAGAGCUAAUCGAUCAGAUGAACUGACCGUACGCCGCGGUGAUGUCAUCCAAGUGCUGUACAAAGACAAUGACAACUGGUGGUUUGGUCGUCUGAACAAUGGGCAGCAGGGAUAUUUUCUUGCUUCUUAUGUAGCAGAUCAGAGAGAUUUCAGUGACGAGGUGACUCAGUCUGCAGCUGCACACACAGCCCUGUCUGAGGGGGCUGCUGAGAGGUCAACACCAACCAGGGUAUCUGCUGCAAUUAGUUCUUCCGGGGAGCUCAGGUUUCUGUCCGAGCCGACCCUUUCUGACACCGAACCUGAGCUGACUGAUGUCAGAGCUAGAAGGAAAAAGAAGGUGAAAAAGCCAGGAGUCCCUGCACCUUCUUCUCAAGCCACAUUUUCAGACGCGGAUGCUUCAGAGUCGACGAGCACCAGGAGGAGAGGCACAUCAGCGGACAGGCCUCUCCCAAAGAGGCCGACAGGCCGGACUAACAGUGCCUUCGAGCCUGAUACAUAAACUCAUGGACACACGAUUGUUUUCAACUCUUUACUCUUUUUUCCACAUGAAAUCUAUUUUUGUAAUAACAAUAAAUCUUGCUGGUGCGUUGUAUUUUUACUGUUUAUGUUUUUAUAUGAGAAAAGUCAGUAUGGUCAUAUUCUGUAUUUUAUUUAAUACAGAUCGACCAAUGAAAUGUUACAAUUUGUUAAUUAAAAACAAAACAUGAAGAACUGUACAAAUCCAGGGGUUUACGUUGUUUUACAUAUUUAUUGACCUAAGCAUAAACUGAACAUUGUGUACAUUUUUACAGAUGAUAUAGGAAACAUUUCUGUAAUAUUGUAGUUCUAUUAGCCUCUAACAGAUUAAAAGUUUUUUUUCAAAUGUUUUGUAAAGUGUUUUUAUUAAUCAAAUGCAAGUCACACUUUUGAUGUAAUUGAUGCACUAUU